Messenger RNA from Marasmius oreades (fairy-ring Marasmius), 801 nucleotides. RefSeq lists its product as uncharacterized. Gene Ontology annotation, molecular function: chromatin insulator sequence binding. Lineage: Eukaryota; Fungi; Basidiomycota; Agaricomycetes; Agaricales; Marasmiaceae. Gene Ontology annotation, biological process: regulation of transcription by RNA polymerase II. Gene Ontology annotation, cellular component: chromosome. Bases 1 to 801 code for a protein of 266 amino acids. The transcript is spliced from 4 exons. The record is from RefSeq and is a predicted model, not a curated record.
AUGACUCGUACGUCCUCUAAAACCAAGCAAGCUACUGCAGCUGGCUCGCCCGCAGGUCGGGCUGUCAAAUGCCCAAUCUGCCUCAAACUCAUUUCCAGAAAGAACGAUCUCAACCGGCACCUUCUGACCCAUAACAAGGACAAGUCUACAUAUCCUUACAGAUGUCCUUACCCAAACUGCGAGUUCCGCAGUCUCCAAGAGUCAAACCUCAAAACACAUUACAAAAUCCACACUGGUGUAAAAGACAAAAAAUGCUCUCACGCCGAGUGCCUUUUUGCCACCAGCGAUCCUGGAUCCUUAACACGACACCGCAAGAGGAAGCACGACUAUGUUCCUCUCCCUCGCAGGAAGUUUAACAACGCCAGUGGUUUGUUCGAAUCACCUUGCUCGACCACCUUGCCCAAUUCUCGCUCCCCGACUCCAGAGCCAAACCUUUCCGAUAGCUCAUUCUCCCCUAUCUCCCCUUCGCCAUGCUGCUCUGAAUCACUAGCCUUCAGCACGUCAAGGACCUCCGCAUCCAUUCAUACACCCGAUUACGUUGCUAGUCCGAUUCUCCGACCUGCCUCUUUCGAUUAUAGUACAAUGCCAAGGUCUGCUCCGGCGGCGAGUCAGCGUGUCGACACCAGAAUCACACUCCCGAGCAUCUCAAGCUGGUACAGAGAGGACGCUCGCCGACCUCUUUAUGAGUCGCAAUAUCAGCCCCUUCCUUCGUCGUCAACCUCAGUUUCAUGCUCUGGUUGUCCAGACUGUGACAGGCAGUACAUGGCGGUUGUACCUGCACCUAUGAGCUUCUGGUCCUAA